This is a messenger RNA of Metarhizium acridum CQMa 102, 1353 nucleotides long. RefSeq names its product Formylglycine-proteinrating enzyme. Lineage: Eukaryota; Fungi; Ascomycota; Sordariomycetes; Hypocreales; Clavicipitaceae. The record is from RefSeq and is a predicted model, not a curated record.
AUGAAGGCUCAGCUAGGCGAAUAUCUACGCGUCGGCUCGUUUCUGGCAUCGUUUGUGGCGACGGCAGGCAUCGUGACAGCACAAUCGACUAAUAUCAAUCAGCUGCGAGCCGACCUGACUUCGCUUGUCAAUACUUUGCGAUGGAAUGGCACUACUCAGGACACAUAUGCACCUGUGCAGCAGGCGGCUCUUUCUGCGUAUUCUACCCUGACCUCGGUUGCCAGCGAACAUCCCAAGGCAAUUCCGCAGGCUGGCAAGUUCUCCGAGACUCUUGAGCGUCUUAUUGCCGAAAGCCGAUACCUUGUGGACUUGUCGGCACCCGCAGACUAUGAACCGAGUGUUUUGGACUCGGUCAUGUUCCUGACUGGAAGUGUCGACGAAUGGCGAUUUGCGAUCAACACCAUCGGCACGAAAUUGGAGCUGCCCUCCAGCUACCAGGCUCCGCAACUUAGACAGAGCGCGGCUAGCGGCAUCAACUGCGAGACUGCUCCAGGAACUGAGUUCCGCGAUGCUGAUGUAGGGCCAGUCAUGGUCGUGAUCCCUACAGGGACUUUCACGGCAGGGUCUACCCCCGAGGAACAAGAGCUUUGGCAGGUCCCGGUGAACCGGCGCGACUUUGAGCUGCCGCAACGAAAAGUCAGCAUUCCCACGCCUCUGGCAAUCGGCAAAACAGAAGUCACGGUAGACGAAUUUGAUACCUUUGUCCAGGAAACCAGCUAUCAGCCGCGAGGCGGAGCACGCUGGUGGAAUCCAGAUAACAACACUGCCAUGGUCUUUAAUGAAGACCUAAACUACCUCAACCCGGGGUUUCCCCAGACGUCAGACUCGCCAGUAGUUGCCAUCACAAGGCAAGACGUCGUGGCCUACGCAGGCUGGCUAUCCACCAUCACUGGGGCCACUUACCGGCUGCCUACGGAGGAUGAAUGGGAGUGGGCGGCCCGUGGUGGUAGCCAGGACACCUUUUUCUGGGGAAACGACAUAGAGGACGUCGUCUCGUACGCCAACAGCUUUGACACUACGUCGAAGAAAGUCAACGGCUUCCGUUGGGCCAACACUCCUGUGGACGACGGCUUCGCAUGGACUGCUCCCGUCGCUUCUUUCCGGCCCAACAACUUUGGCCUGUACGAUGUAACCGCAAAUGCCAGGGAGUUUUGCGCAGAUACCUGGAUACGGGACCUUGGAAAUGCUGCUGCUGAUGGCUCAGUCCACACUGGUACCGCGCCGUUCCCUGUUGUGCGCGGCGGCGCUUGGAACUACCAGCCGCAGAAUCUGCGAAUUAACUAUCGCAGCGCGUACUUCUCUAGCGAGGUCGCCACCAACAUGUUUGGCUUCCGGUUGGUGCGAGAGCUCUGA